This is a messenger RNA of Scylla paramamosain (green mud crab), 2299 nucleotides long. RefSeq names its product probable glutamate receptor. The transcript has 13 exons. Gene Ontology annotation, biological process: synaptic transmission, glutamatergic; modulation of chemical synaptic transmission. Gene Ontology annotation, cellular component: plasma membrane; postsynaptic density membrane. The record is from RefSeq and is a predicted model, not a curated record. NCBI's taxonomy places the organism in Eukaryota, Metazoa, Arthropoda, Malacostraca, Decapoda, Portunidae. Bases 518 to 2299 code for a protein of 593 amino acids. Gene Ontology annotation, molecular function: transmitter-gated monoatomic ion channel activity involved in regulation of postsynaptic membrane potential; glutamate receptor activity.
GGUAUUAUCAUAUUGACAAAUUUGCUUUGCCAAAAGUGGCUAGCGAGUGUGACACUUGUGUAGUCUGGUGGAGGGACGUUGUGUAUAUAAGGUGUCACAGCUUCCCAAGGCUCACUUAGCCCCAGUCUGACUGCAGAUACCGACGACCUCGGUCCGCUCUGCCGCGUCACUCCCGUCCUGACAUGAGGUUGGCGGCGCCGCUGUGUUUCCUUAUCUCAGUCUUCUGCUUCCCGCUGCUACUCGAGGCGCGGUUGAAGAAUGCGGGUGACAGCUGGGAUGCAGAUGCAGCAGCUACCGUCAGGAAUGUGCUUCAGGCGUCAUCAAGAGGCGACAUUUCUCUCAUCAUCAUUACUGACACAAGCUUCUCGGCAAGACUUUCUGUUAUUUUCUCUCUCAUUUCAAGAAACAUUAGAUAUAGCUAUUUUUGCUCUGAAUACAAGCUUGUGUAAGAUAUGAGGGCUGAUGAUUUCAGAGGAGGACUACUGAGACGUUUCUGGUAUCAUCGCGAGGCGUGGCGAUGUUCAAGGCUGCCAUGAACGGCUCACGUCUCAGCCAGGUGGUCACACGUGCCCGCCAGGUGCGGGUGGCGUCGUGGAUGGUCGUGGUGGUGGUGGUGAGUGACGACCCAGUCUUCCUGGCCGCCUUCGCCCAACAGACCCGUGAGGGUCGCCUGCUGGUGUGGGCCACGAGGCUCAUUGUGGUGAGCCGCCGCACGCUGCACCGCCUCCACCCGCUCCACCAGACUCUCGCCCUCACCAACUCCCUUCUGCUGCUGGUGGAUGGCGCGGUGGGGGUGAGCAGCGCUGCUGGGUGGGUGGUGCUGCCAUACCAACGGCCUGGCGUCGCGCCGCUGCGGGUUGCCUCCUGGACGGCUGGGGGCAACCUUUCAUUGCAUCGGCCGCUCUUUUGGGACAAAUUUAGCAAGUUUCCAGAAGGGAGUGACGUGAUGGUGGCCAUGGAGGAGAACCACAGUCAUCUGGCGGUGAUGGAGCCAGACCCGAAGGCCCCGGGCGGUGUGAGGCUGCAGUUCGAGGGCUUCAUGAUCAACGUUCUUGCGUAUCUGGCACAAGGACUCAACUUCUCGUACACGUUCAGGCGACCUCCAGACAGAGCAUGGGGCGUGAAGCUGAGGAACGGCUCCUUCACCGGCAUGGUGGGCCAGGUGCACAGAGAGGAUGUGAAUCUCGGCCUGGGACCUUUCGCCAUCAAUGCCGCGCGCUACGAGGCCGGGGACUUUACUUGGCCCAUCAACUUCAUGGUCGUUAAGGUGCUCGGAGGUCGCGGGAGCCCAGAAGUGGAUCCCUGGGGCUUCCUACUGCCCUUUGACCCGUGGGUGUGGGCAGCGCUGUUCUCUUUCUUCUUGCUGCUCUCCGUCACCUCCUACUUCCUCUCCACCGUGUUCUCCAAGAAAGGCUCCAAGAAAGAAGACUUUGCCACAAAAAACCUCCAUUUCAUAGGCAUUAUGUUUCGUCAAUAUCCCUUUCACAUUCCACGCUGGAUUAAUGCUAGCAAUUCAAUACCUGCCAACGUCUUACUAAACCACACUGCAUCUCUUGGCCCGACAGCCAUGUGGGUGGGUGAGGGCGGGUGUUGGUGGCAGCGCGUGAUGCUGGGAGUGUGGAUGCUGAUGACCAUGGUGCUGACGAGGAGCUACGAGGGCAACCUUAUGUCGCUGCUGGCCGUGAGACACCUGCCCCAGCCCUACCAGACCCUCGGGGACGUGGUGGACGACCCCUCGGUGGUCAUGGUCUGGGAAAAGCAAGGAGCACCCAUGCAGGCGGUGAUAGACGCCACUUUCGGGAUCUUCUACGAGGUGAAGAAAAAGGAGGAGCAGGGACGCCUCAGGGUACUUCAGCGCAUUGACUAUGAUUCCAUCCUGGACGAGGUGAUCAGGCAGCAUAAGGUAAUCAUCGAUUACGACUUGGUGACGACCGGGACCAUAAGCAAGCACUUCUCUCGCACAGGGCGAUGUGACUUGUAUGUCGGGCAUGGGAAUAUUCUGGCUCAGCCCAUCGCCCUUAUGAGCCAGAAGGACAGUCCUCUCAUCCCCGCCCUGAACGAGAGGAUUACUUCCAUGAGUGAGGCUGGACUGUACUACAACUGGGCCAAAGUUGCCAACUCCAACUCCACCUCCUGUGAGCGAGUGCCAAUCAAAAUCACCAUUAGCUCCACUCUUUCGAUCAGGCAGUGCUCGGCUAUGCUGAUGGUCCUUGCGGGGGGCCUGGUGGUGGGUCUUGCCGUUCUGUGCCUGGAAGUGGUGGUCGCUAGUGUGUUGGGCACUGACGGUGUGAUUUCGUAG